Messenger RNA from Pseudoliparis swirei, 6951 nucleotides. RefSeq names its product pleckstrin homology domain-containing family G member 1. Gene Ontology annotation, molecular function: guanyl-nucleotide exchange factor activity. The transcript has 17 exons. The coding region runs from base 266 to 5026 and encodes 1586 amino acids. Gene Ontology annotation, biological process: intracellular signal transduction. Lineage: Eukaryota; Metazoa; Chordata; Actinopteri; Perciformes; Liparidae. The record is from RefSeq and is a predicted model, not a curated record.
GGAGUGUGUUUGAGUGCGUGUUCAGGAGAAGACCUGAGAUCGUACGCUCCUGUGUUUUGGGGGAGCGCACUGCAGAAGAAAGGACUCGCCAUGAUUUGAGAAAUCUAAGGAAAUCUCUCCAGGCUUUCGCUGCAAAAUACAGUUUGGACUACUCUGGAUAUGUGACCUGCUCAUGAAAUCCGGUUUACUUUCCAAAUCUGUGCAUCAAUUCAAAAAAGAAAAAACUCAUUCACUUUAAUAUCUGGUAAAUUGGAGCCUAACCACAAUGCCUACCGACGAUUACAACUACCUGCCUGAUGCGUUGCCUCCUCUUCCUGAAGUCCCGGACUCCGGCUCAGUCCUGAGCUCCGUUGACUUCCCGGCCCGCUGCCUGCGUAACCCGGCCUUCCGCUACACCUCCUCGCGCUACUGCUCCGCCCUCAGCAUGGACUCCUCUCCCGACAGCGCCGAAAGGCCGAUCAGCUACAGCUCCACCUCUUCCUCAGCAUCCUCCCGGGACAGCCACUGCUCGCUGGGCAGCCGCUCCACCCUCGUCCCCGCCCCUCACUGCAGCCCGGUGAACCCGGACCGGGACUCCGGGGCGAUUCGGUUGGAACUGGUCCCCACCCGGCAGCUGGGAUGCCAGGAGGAAGAUGACGGCAACGACGGACGAGUGGACACAGGGAGGCAGAGCGGUGGACAGACUCUGACAGAACAUUCAGAGCCUGAAGUUGGUCCAGAUGGACCAGGGGAACGGACUGGUCCGGUGCAGGGACCCAGGACGUAUGUGGACCGGGUGGUGCAGGAGAUACUGGACACGGAGAGAACAUAUGUCCAGGACCUGCGCAGCAUUGUAGAGGACUACUUGGAGUGUAUUAGUAAUCAGUCUCGGCUGGCCUUGAGCUCUGAGGAUAAAGGUUCCCUCUUCGGCAACAUCCAGGACAUCUACCACUUCAACAGGGAUCUUCUUCAUGAUCUUGAGAAGUGCAACGCCGACCCUGUCGCCAUCGCAGAGUGCUUCGUAUCCAAGAGUGAAGAAUUCCACAUUUAUACUCAGUACUGCACCAACUACCCACGGUCGGUGGCUGUGCUGACGGAGUGCAUGAGGAACAAGGCGUUGGCCAAGUUUUUCCGCGAGCGCCAGGAAUCUCUGCGGCACUCCCUGCCCCUGGGCUCCUACCUACUCAAGCCAGUGCAGAGGAUCCUCAAGUACCACCUACUGCUGCACGAGAUAGCCAACCGCAUGGAGAAGGACACAGAGACCUACGAGGUGGUGCAGGAGGCCAUAGACACCAUGCAGAGAGUGGCCUGGCACAUCAACGACAUGAAGAGGAAACAUGAGCAUGCGGUUCGGUUGCAGGAGAUCCAGAGCCUGCUGACCAACUGGAAGGGCCCCGAUCUUAUCGGCUAUGGAGAGUUGGUUCUUGAAGGAACAUUUCGUCUGCAGCGAGCCAAAAACGAGAGAACUCUCUUUCUGUUUGACAAGCUCCUGCUCAUUACCAAGAAACGAGAAGAAACCUACACGUACAAGGCUCACAUACUGUGCUGUAACCUGAUGCUGGUGGAAGUUAUUCUGAAAGAACCACUGAGCUUCAGCGUGUUUCACUACAAGAAUCCCAAACUUCAGCACAUGGUCCAGGCCAAAUCACAGCAAGAUAAGCGCAUGUGGAUCUUGCACCUGAAGAGACUCAUACUUGAAAACCAUCCGGCCAAAAUCCCUGCCAAGGCUAAGCAAGCAAUUUUGGAGAUGGAUGCAAUGCAUCAUCCAGGGUUUCACUACAGCCCUGAUGGAGACAAGAAAGAUUCCCAUCAGACCAAGGAGGGUCCAACUCCUCGUAGAGGACGUAGGAAAGAACCUCUAUCUAAAUUAUUGAAGAAUGCCAAACAGAAUGCUGCCAACACAGAUGGCGAAAAGCGAAUAAGUCUGGGUGCCACCCUGCUCUCGCCAAUGUCCCAGCUGGCCUUGGGCACCAUUGGUCGCAGCCGCAGCCUCAUCAACCAAUCACAGGAGUCACUGGACCCUGGAGAUCACUAUGACCACAGUGACCGAGAAGAAGAGCCACAUCAGCAAGAUGCUGAUGAUGAAGAUGACAGUGGCCUGGGGGGCGGAAAGCGGCUUCGCGUCCUUGGCAAAAGCAGUAGGAAGAGGCUGAACCCUCAGGCAUCGGUCGACAGUAUAGAACAGUGGAAAUCCUUCAACAUGAGCUCUUCAGACCUACAGAAAGCCAGAGAAUCCCUCGUGAGGGAAGGAAGUCAACACCCGCCGCUUCUCAGGACACGUCACGUAACAGAGGAGCCUCCAGAGACCGCCAUACCCUCUGUGGUCGUCACAGAGAGUGACCGUUCUGUGAGGAACAUCUGGGCCGACCACCGUGCUCGCAGGGCCAUGUUCCCCACCCGCCAGAGAACCAUGCAGCCGGAGGAUGAGGACGAGGACAUCUACCAGAUGUUUGUACCAACGGAGCCAAGCGGACCGGAACCAGAGGUGCCCUCGGAGAGGUCAGGGGCCACCUCGUCCCCCAAGACAGCUCGGCCCUGCAGCUGGCACGUCGAACAGCUGCCCACUGUGCAGAUCGACCCUCCGCCUGAUGGGAGCAGAGUCCUGCGGCGGGCGAGCAGUGCAGGGGAGAAGGCUACAGAGGGACAGAGCCCUGAGAAUGACGAGGCCGCUCACAGCAACUUGGAGGUGAUCCACACUGAAUCCUCCAGCAAUGAAAUAUCUGGAUCAUCCUCAGCCGAGCAGCUGACGCUAGACGAUGUUGAAAAUGUGUAUGACAACAUCAGCUAUGAGGACCUUAAGAAUAUGGGCCUCGUCAGAAGAGGCCCUGAGGAAAGCCAGUCACGAAAAGAACCUUCUGCAGAUGCACAGGGUCUCCAGGGCCAGGCAGCAAGGGUACUAAAUGCUCCAGAGGCUUCUGUGGAAACACAGCCUCUGCUUGAACCAGACAUUUCCUCAGACAGCAAUCGGUCCUCCACACAGGAGGCGAGGCCAUUUGGGACAUGUGAGCUUAAGAUAGUAGAGGAGAACGUCUAUGACACCAUCUGUUUCAGGGAGCCUCCAUCAACAGAGCUUAGAACAAUGAAUGAAUGCGAUAAACUAAAACCAGAGAGUGACAGUCUGCUGGCCUCUGAACAAGACUUGACCGACAGCAUUGGAGGGUUUGUAUCCGAGGAGAGUCUCCACUUUGGAGAGGACGAAGGACCAGACGCCUCCCAUCCUGUCCCAUGUUCCUCUGAGCCAGAUUAUUACUCCUCGUCUGCCUCCGAGACUUUCUCUCAGCGUUCACAGAAAGGGGAUAAGAUGUCAGAGCAAGUCGAUGAGAUCUGGAACGACCUGGAAAACUACAUCAAGACCAAUGAGAAGAAAGCCGAUCGCCUCCCAGCUGCCUUCCCUGUCAGUGCCAGUGAGUCGGCUCAGAAAGCGUCCUCGGUCAAAGUCAGCCGUGCAAAGAGCCCGCCUGUAAUUAGUCCUCGAGCAGCCAGCCCUCCAACUCCCAGUCCCCCCACACAUCAGCCUAAACCCCCACCUGUCACCUCCAUGCCGUCAUUCACCAUCCCAGUCAUAAACUUCCCUGAACCUCAAAGUGAAGGCACCACUGCGGAAGAAACCCGGAGCCCUGCUGCGACACCACGCCCCCUCCCUGACACCCCAGAGCCCCUCCCCGGCACAGUGAAGAGCAUCCGUAACAGACUGGCACGCCUCAGCAGCGGCAGCUUCCGCCUGGAGGACGACGACCUGGUGGAGCUCCCUCCACGAAACACCCAUCGGAAGGAUCUUCCCCUCAAGGACCUUCAGAGGUUGUUUCCGGGGGAGUUGGCAGGUAUGGACUCCCCCCUGGCCUCCUCCUCUCUGCUGUUGGGGGAGUCUGUGGACUUGGAAAUGAUGGAGAAAUCAAAGAACCGUGUUUUCCUGAUGGCACGACAGUACAGCCAGAAGAUCAAGAAAGCCAACCAGCUGCUGCGCAUGAGGAGCAUGGACCCUGGAGACGCGUGCGGUCGCUCCAGAACGGAAAAGAAGCAGAAGGACCUGGCAGCCAUCUUGGAAGAAAAGAAACAAGGGGGCACUGCCAUAGGUGCAAAGAUAGCCGAGUACUCUCAUCUCUAUGACCAGGUAAUGUUUCGGGGUCCUCCAGCGGGCCCACAUCACAGCCACCCAGGGCUGCCGUCUUCUCCGUCCAUGCCCGAGACGUCCCUGGAGGAGGACUGGCUCCACUCCACGUACAGCAACGGAGAGCUGGCCAGCUUCAUGUCCUCGUCCAGUGAGCCGGAUGAUGGCCGAGCGUCUUCUACCCCGCGGCGCCGACUUACCUCUGCCUGCUCCAUCCCUUCUCCCAAGACCUCCCCCCCAUCUCCAACUAGCCCACCGUCCCAGAGAUGGAGCUCGUGCAUUUCGGCGCCGAGCGAAAAAGAGGAGCACGUGUACAGUUCCAUUAAGAGACAUCCCUCCUUUCACGCUUCGUCUUCUCCCUCCUUAAAGUCUUCCCCAUCCAGUCACUGUCACUCACUUGGCUCCCUGGGCAGCCAGCAGCAGGGCAAGAACCCGACUGGACUGAGAUGUAACACACCCACAGACAGACUUCAUGGCCCCAGUCUGGGUCGCGCUGGUCGGCAAAGGAGUCUCCCAGAGCGCUCGACCCAGGGACAGUCGGACCUCACUUUACAUGACGGUCAACAGGUGUUGGUCCUGAACCGGGCUUCUGCUCUGAGUGUACUCACCGCCACCCAGAAUUACCUGGCUAACUUUAAGGACGAUGGGGAAGAUGAUGAUGACUAUGUAGAGAUCCGAUCUGAGGACGAGAGCGAGCAGGAGCAGGACAAGUUGGCAAGGCGACACGGUAGCUCGGCAGUCCUAUCCAAUCAGAACCGGAGUCCCGCCCACUCCCACAGUCUGCCGUGCACGCCGGUGCACUCCUGCGACCCGCUGAGGUCUCUGGACCGCGAGCAUCUGGAGAAGUACCUGUGGAGCGAGCCGCAGCAGAGCCAAACCAAAAUCGGCCAGUCUUUGAGGGAGAAGUUCCAGUGUCUGAGCUCCAGUAGCUUUGCCUGAGUCUUUAACGAAUACAAUCCAAAUAUAGGUAAACAUACAGCGUAUAGCAACAAACGGACCCGGCUGCUUUGCCUUGAAUGCCAUCAUUCAACAUCUCACUCCACAAACGUGACGCAUCUCUCGUAGUUCAGGAGUACUUUCUUUGGUUGCAGCCCUAUUUGUAACAAUUUCGGUGAAACUCACUGUCACAGAACUUCAAUGUAAAUGAUAGUUUUGCAGUUAUUCGUCAAAAGCCUGCAGGUGAGCUGCCUGAGCACUUAAAACUUCAGCAGUCAAAGCAAAAGUGUGCUCAGUCAUUUGUAACGGCAUUCAGUGUGACUGAAUGGGUUUUAAUAUUCAAAGAAAUUCUAACUCUUGUCAUGCUUUACGUGUGCGCCUUGUAGAGAUAAUUGGAGUCAUAAUAUUGGAUUCUGCUUGAGGACUUUGUGCCAAUAAACUGUUGUACAGUUACAGUAGUUCAGGAUUAUCUGUUACCAAUUCUAUAUUAAAAUAAAAUCGUGCAUGUGCCCACCGACUCAAACCGAAGUACAAGCUGCAACAGUCUGAUGAUCUUUGGCGGAGUACCUCUUUCUUUUAAUUUGCUGUUAAGGAUUUUUUAUCUGCUUUCUCAGCACUAGUUGAUUAUAACUCGUGUAGGAGCUGUGAGCCACAGCCGUGGCGAGUGUUUUCCAUUGUGCUUACACAUCGAAAUGCUCUGAACAAGCAGCUUUACAAAGUUGCAGUUCAAAUUUGCUACUCAGGCUAGAUUGUCCCUUUUAACAGCUUUUAGCAAUAAUUGUUACAAAAAGGAUGCAGCUGUAAAAAAAAACUUGUUUGUAGUAUCCAAUAGGUUAAGUACAGUAUAACUACCCUUAAAGUUUUAGGAUUACACUCUACCUGCCACCUUGGUCAUCAAUAGGGUAUCACGCUUUUAAAUCAAGAGAAGAUGCGGAUAUUUUAGAUAAUCUAUAAGAAACCGUAGAACGUCAUUUUUAUUUUGUCUUUGCUAUUAAAUUGGAUGUGUUUACGUGUUAUGGUCUGGAGGCAUCCAUCAUGUAAAAUGUGCAUCUCAAAAAGUGGAUUCCUUAUUAUUUUCAAAUCACACAUGUUUUAACUUUUUUUUUUUUUAAAGGGGACCAUGAAGGAGAACAAAGAACACAAUGAGUGAAAAUACUACAGUGUUUGAUGUAUUUUGUUUUUCUCUCAAAUGGGAUAGUCUGUUUUUACCUUGUUAACGUUGGGACUCUCCCAGCUGUCACACUACUGAUUUUGCAUCUUCAGUCACGGAAAGAAAGUCACAAUGAGAUAGUUGUCAAUCACUUUAAUAAUGUUCAUAAGACACCAUUUUUUUCUCUUCCAUAAUUCACCACGCACUCUUUAAAAAACACACAAAAGUUGUCCUAUUUAUUUGAAAGCAUCCCUGUUACUUUGGCCUUUAUCCCUAUUCAAGCCACCGACAAGUUGUAAAAUAAAGUAUUUAUUAAAAGAUGGUUUUAUUCAGAUUUAGGGGCAGAUGAAAUUUGAAUAAAAUACUGUGAAUAGUUUCAGAAGUUUUCUAUCACGCACUGCUUAACAUGACAAAUCACAACAUGUGAAAAGUUAAAAAGCACAAGAUCAUGGCCUAAUGUUAAUACCAGGAAAUAUGCAUCAAAGGAAAGUUAGGAAUAUGAAGAAUAUGUUGUUGUUUUUUCAUUGUACAUUUUGUCCCGUUUCACUGGUGGGGAUUGUCUGUCUUUGACUCUUUUUUUGCACUUUUCUGUCAUUUUUUACAUUUUAUUUGUAAACACUUUGUAAAGAUGUACAUUUUAGGAAAGUUAUUCUUGUAUGCAAUAGGUGUGCUUUAUAAUGGUUUAAUGUUUAAGUUAAGUACUGUAUUUUUUUAACUGCCUAGUUUUCAUUGCUCAACAAAACAAUGUCUUGGAGGUAAUAAAUUCAGAUUAAACUCA